Anoplopoma fimbria (sablefish) is the source of this 330-nucleotide messenger RNA. Its product is annotated as pro-neuregulin-4, membrane-bound isoform-like. Gene Ontology annotation, biological process: epidermal growth factor receptor signaling pathway; positive regulation of mitotic nuclear division; positive regulation of cell population proliferation. NCBI's taxonomy places the organism in Eukaryota, Metazoa, Chordata, Actinopteri, Perciformes, Anoplopomatidae. Bases 1 to 330 code for a protein of 109 amino acids. The record is from RefSeq and is a predicted model, not a curated record. The transcript is spliced from 3 exons.
AUGUCUGUAGAACAUGGAGCACUUUGUAAUGGGCAGGAGGACACUUAUUGCAUGAACGGAGGGACAUGCUAUAAAAUACUUUCCAUCAAUACACUCUCGUGUGUGUGCAAAGAAAAUUACAAAGGCAGCCGUUGUGAGGAGUUCCAGCUCUUCAGCAUAAACACCAAGGCACAAGAAGCAGGGUUAAUUGCAGCCGUGGUCAUUGUUGUCCUCCUCCUCUUAGUGGUGCUGGCAGUUGUUAUCUACUUCAUCCGCAAGAUGUUGAAAGCCAAGCAACAGAGCCAACAGAACAUUCAACAACAGUAUUGGAGAGUAAAACCCAGAGUAUGA